AAUAACAAUAACAACAAUAUUUAAAGAACUUUGAAAUAAGAAAAAAAAAAAAAUAAAUAAAUAAAAAACAACAAUCGUUUAUUCGCGAUAUAAUUUGAUUGUGACGGUUAUAUGUAAUCGUAUGGGACGGAAUUGUCGAUUUUUUUUUUUUUUUCUUUUGGUGCGUGCCGUGCGAUCGUGAUUACAUGUGAUUUUUUUUUUUUCUUAUCUCGCUGCUCGUACACGUAUGCGAUAUACGAAAAAACUACAAGAAUCGCACAAUAAUCAACAUAGUAAAAUCGUGAUAAAUAUAGUAAUAUAAUAUAUAUAUAUGCACGCCUACAUACGCACGUAGGAUAAUAAAUAUAGAAGAGUGAUACACGGUUCGAGGAAGAGAGGAGGCAGGAAAGACGGCGAUAUAAAAUUCCUCAUCGUUGCCAUACGCGGGGCGGGUGGGAGGGGAGUGAUUUUAUUUCCCAACACCGUCGACAAUAUGAUGGAUUCGGGGCCCGGUGUCCCGUUCGAUUUGGAGGGUAGUUUCGAGCCCCAGGCACGCGCGAGAUCCAACACAUGGCCGCUACCUCGGCCCGAUGGUUACGACGAUGGGCCCGUCGGUGCGGCGGGGGGCCCGGGGGGCGGGGGCGUCGGCGUCGGCAAGGAGGGGGUGGAGGGCGGUACGCCACCGCAGCAGGGGGCGCUGGGUCCGGGGGCCGGAUUGAUGCCGGUAAAGAAGAACUCGUCGCGCAGAAACGCGUGGGGGAAUUUAAGCUACGCCGAUCUCAUCACACAGGCGAUUACCAGCGCCGCUGAGAAACGUCUUACGCUGUCGCAGAUAUACGAGUGGAUGGUCCAGAAUGUUCCGUACUUCAAGGACAAGGGGGACAGCAACAGCAGUGCCGGAUGGAAGAAUUCGAUAAGGCACAAUUUGUCGCUGCACAAUAGAUUCAUGCGGGUGCAGAACGAAGGAACUGGCAAGAGUUCAUGGUGGAUGAUAAACCCGGAUGCAAAGCCAGGAAAAUCGGCACGGCGACGUGCGACGUCGAUGGAGACGAGUAAGUUCGAGAAGCGUCGAGGUCGCGUAAAGAAGAAGGUCGAGGCGCUUAGAAACGGUGGACUUCAGGCCGACGCUACACCGAGUCCCAGCAGCAGCGUCAGUGAGGGCCUCGACCUGUUUCCGGACAGUCCUCUCCACUCAGCAAGCGGUUUUCAGCUUUCGCCGGACUUUCGACCUCGGGCUUCCAGCAACGCUUCGUCCUGUGGCAGGCUAAGUCCGAUUCCCGCUGUCUUCGGAGAGCCCGACUGGACACCAUCCUACGCGCCAUCCUACAGCCCCGAUCAGCUCGCUGGCAGCUUGGCCGAGUCCAUGAAGCUGGAAUCAUACCAAAUGUACCAAACCUCACCGCCGAACCACCAGCAGACCGGACCUCCACCUUCUUACUACGAGGCGCAGUACCAGCGGAACAACUCCUUGCGCACCGGGUCCUCAUCCUACGGCUUACCACCCACGCCUCAGUCCGCCAACCAGCAGAGAUGUCCUCACCACCGCCUCCAGCCCUGCGCCUGUCAAAUGAACCUGAGCCCAGUCUCCGGCAUGUCACCGUCCUAUUCGCAAAGUGAACCUAGCCCGUCGUCGUUGGGGGGAAGCCAACAGCAACAGCAACCACCGCAGUACCUAAUGCAGAACCAGCAACAGCAGCAACAGAAACAGCAUCAACAGCGUCAAGCGCAAACAAGGCCCGCGGGUCCAAGUCCACCGCACACGCCAUCGCCCUGCACGCCGACACCGAGCACAAUGAUGGGCCAGUUGAUGGGGGCCCUGAACAACGCGACGCUACUAGACGACCUGAACAUCAACAUCGAGUCGCUGCACGGCGGCUUCGACUGCAACGUAGAAGAGGUGAUAAAGCACGAGCUGUCGAUGGAAGGCUCCCUCGACUUCAACUUCCAGCAGGGCGUGAUGGGCGUUGCGUCCGUGCAGGUCAGCGACGCUGGUACCGUUGGCCAGGGCGGCGUCUCCCAGAGCAAUCAGAGUACCGCCAACAACGCCACGGUCGUUUACGCUAACGCGGCGAAACCAUCAGCACCUUCCUGGGUCCACUAGCGACCAAAGACCUCAGCCCUCCUCGUCACUGCACCCGGAACGUUUCUGCAGUAUCUCGACACGACGACGACAUCUGACGGAGUCGAGGCGCGCUGCAUCGUUUCAGAUGUACGCGGAGGGCUGCAGUAUAAGACCGUGGAAGGAUUGGUUUGUGAUAAAGUACAGUAGGUUAUUUUAAUUUCUUUUCCCAUCGUCCGUUUUUGUUCAGUUUUUGCAACUUUUCCUUCCCCGACAACGAUAUAACCGCCUGUGUACGUACUUCAAAAGAAAAUAUAAAUCAGCUUAAAACACAGACAAAAAUAGAUGCCAGCCUACACACAUUCAACUAUAAAUAAAUGAGUACAUAUAUAUAUGUGUAUAUAUGUAUCUUAUAUGUACGAUUAAUUAGUGCAAUUGGUGCAAAGAUGAAAGAGAGAAGAGAAAGAGGAGAAAAGAAAACAACAACAACAACAAUGACGAAAAAUAUUUAACUAUAUGUUAAAUGUAAUCUAGGAUUCUGUUUUUAUAGGUGCUCAAAUGGUAGUGGAAUUAAAUAAUAUAACGAUAACAACAACAACUAAACAAAUGAAAUAAUAAUGUUAAUGAAAGUAGACGUAAGUAAAUAAGGAGUUAAGUUAUUGAGUAAGUAGAAAGAAGGAGGGGGGACGGGGGGGGGGGGGGGAUUAAAUUUGAAAAACUUGGAAUAAAAUGAAAAACGCGACGCGAUGUGAAUUUUCUUCAACGCUACGUGGGAUCCACUGCACGACGGAAUUUCAAAUUCCCAAAAUAAUUUUUUCUCUUCAAUCUUCAAUAUCCGUUGAUACUUCAUACCUCAAAAAGAGAUUAAAAACAUGAGCGG
Neodiprion fabricii is the source of this 2918-nucleotide messenger RNA. RefSeq names its product forkhead box protein O (gene foxo). The coding region runs from base 473 to 2080 and encodes 535 amino acids. The record is from RefSeq and is a predicted model, not a curated record. Gene Ontology annotation, biological process: regulation of transcription by RNA polymerase II. Gene Ontology annotation, molecular function: DNA-binding transcription factor activity, RNA polymerase II-specific; RNA polymerase II cis-regulatory region sequence-specific DNA binding. The transcript has 8 exons. Lineage: Eukaryota; Metazoa; Arthropoda; Insecta; Hymenoptera; Diprionidae. Gene Ontology annotation, cellular component: nucleus.